AGGAAGAUGAGAGGCUGAAUCACAGGGACAGAGAGCUGGAGUGUGUGAGAGGCUUUGUGCUUAAUGUGUGCUUCUAAAGAGAAUGAAUGAUGAGGACUACAUUUCCACUUUCAGGAUUUUUAACAGGAUUUUACUUCCUCUAAGUCAGCACUUUCAUACUGGAUUGUUUUCCUGUUAUCAAGCUCCGUCUGCAACCUCAACUGCUCUGUGGUCCAUAAUAGUGGAAAUGCCGCUGCUUGUCUCACAACGCCUGAGGUCUUGCCACAGGGAAGACUUCCGCCUGUCAUCUUCACUCAAGUAUAGUGUCCCAGUCCAGGACAUGGUUUCCUGAGGGGCCCUGCAACCUACACAUUUCGAGGGGUAUAACCGGUCUAUCCUGGGCCAUGACUGCUCUGCUUCCCAACAUCACUGUUCCCGGAAGUACAGCAGUUCUGCUGCCGACUACAGACAGUCUGUUUAACCUGACUGCAGCUGCUCAGGCAGGACUCGGUUCAGGCCAGUCACUGGCCCCUCUGUGCACCCUGUGUUGCUGUGGAUUUCUAAAUCGUACUUUGGCAGUGGUGUUCAUGGUCAGCCUGGCAUUUGCCAUCGUGGUUGGAAAUGUGAUCACCCUUACUGUCUUUGUGCAAACAAGACAGUCCCGAACACCACAGGGAUACCUGAAAGUGUCUCUGGCCAUAGCAGACAUGAUGGUCGGUGUCCUCGUGGUCCCUUUCUCCGUCUACACUGAGAUUUCUCUGAUGGUGACCAGCUCACCUCCCAUUUGGUACCAGGGUAGUUCUACUUCCCCAGCCACCUCCACUUCUUUCGGGGGACUGGUGAGUCCUUGGCAGCCCUGCAUGCUGAUUGGCCCUGUGUUUGCUGGAUGCACCUUUGUCUCCAUCAGCACCAUCUUCCUCAUGACACUGGAGCGAAGCGUGGCCAUCCUGUGGCCACUCCACAAGGACGCCUUGGUGACCCGGAGACGAACUCUGCUUCUCAUCCUGCUCUCCUGGGCUGCCAGCUUCCUGCUGGCUCUUGCACCCCUCAUCUUCAGCAGCAACUUCACUUUGGAGUACAAUGAGUGCAGUCGUAUGUGUAACUACUCCCCACUAUUGUUCGGAAGCCAGCUGCCACCUGAUGCCAACAUUUUGCUGUUAUUCCCAGCAUUUGACUUCACACUGCUUGGUGGCACAUUAGCAGUAAACAUUGUGUCUUUCACUAGCAUCCGACAGUACUCCCGAAAACGCAAACUGCUCUCAGAGGGGAGUCUGAGUGACGCAGGGGGAGGAGGGGCAGGGUGCUCUCACAGGCCCUCCUUUUCAGACAUCAAAGCUGCCAAGACAAUUGGCAUACUUACAUUCGCCUUCACAGCAUCCUUCUCUCCCAUAGCAGUGUUUGUGCUCGGAAACGUGGUGGGAUACACCUGGUGUAACUUUUCCUUUUUUGCCUUCUGGAUCCUGACAGGAAACAGUUGCUGUAAUGUAAUUAUCUACAGUGUUAGGGACCAUCGCUUCAGGAAGGGUGUGAGCCUGCUCUUUCAGCGAGACAACUCCCUUCCACAUGGCGAGAAGUCCUGAGGGACAAUCUGGCCUAUCAGCACCUCUAAAGCUCACUGAUCAACGCUUUCUAUGUUACAUGAGGUUGUGUGCCGCACUAUUUCUUGGCUGUAAAACUACAACUUUUCGUUUUAGGUUGACUUGUUAACACUUGGGUUUUUGUACAGAUUAAACAAACAGGAUGUACUGUGCUAAUUAAUGAGUUUUAGAUGUUGGUAGGUUGUUGGUAGGCAUAUUCUGUUACCUUUAAACAGAGCCAGGCUAGCUUGACCCUGUUUCCAGUUAUCAUUCACAGUAUCAUCGUUCACAGUACAUCCAUGUGAGUGAUAUCAAUCUUCUCAUUUAACUCUUGGCAAGAAAGUACAUUUCCCAAACUGUCAAACUAUUCCUUUAAUUCAAAUGUAAACAAAUGUAAACUUUUUUUGUAAAGAGAUUUACAAAAAAAGGUCAUUCAAACAUAAAACAAAUGCAAUUCUUUGCUACUGAGCAGUCCGAUCGCACCAAUUCACGUGAAUUCAGUCAAUCACCAUGAAAUUGGUGUGACUUGCAAUUUUGACCAAUCACCGCAACUUUUCCGCAAAUUUUACCAAUAACCAGAGUUUCCCGCGACUCCAACCAAUCACAGCAGUCCAAAGUGUCAGACUUUGUAUCAGUAUGUGACUCUGAGAGCCAAUGACCAAGCGGGAGUGAGAACGGGUUGACGUCACACGUACGUCACCAAAUUAAUUUCCUUGUUUCUGAUAUGAAGACGAGACGUGUGUGACUCGAACAUCUCACAUUUACCAACAAUACAUACAGCGAAAGACCACGCAAAAUAUUUCAGACCGUCCUACCAACCUGUAUACAUUUUAACAUCAAUGUACGCUGUAAAGGUUUUUCACUUUAAAGUCGCUGAAAGCUGCUGCAAUUUCAAUCCUGUCGGCUCUCUGCAUCGGGUGGGGCUGCUCAGUUUCCCCCGCGACUGACGCGCGCACACCGUGCAGAUCCACCUGGCCGUGCGACGCUUCUGUCGCACCACACUCCACUUUAUUCCAAUGGGUGACGUCACGCAAAGCAUCCCGGGGAAGGCGGGGCUGCAUUUGAAAAAAUGCGCGUCAAAAAGCUGGCUGAUGCUCAUCUUUAUGCAAAUUAAUCCAUUGAACGCGACGCGACUAUCCAAUGAAAGCACAAGGUUGUAGGUCCUUUGUUGUACCACAACGGUGCCUGUGAAACUUUGGUUCCGCUUACAAGACAAUUUAUUGUUUUAACGAUCUCUUCCAUGACCACCUAGUAGUCCAGAAAACAAACGAAACUAGGAUUUGUAGAAAGAUAUUGAGUGUUGGUGUUUCUGAUGAGGAUUUGAGAUUGCAUUGAGUAAUAAAACAAGAUUUCGAAAUGGCUUGCAAUGUUUGUAUAGGCUAUUAAUAUUUUCUUAUACUGUUAAAUGCAUUCCUAAAAUGGUUGUACAUUUGUGAGAAACACUUAACACUUAAGUUAAAACAAACUGACUAUGAGCCGCAAACUGACAUUUUAAAUGAAACACCCAAACACGUCUGAACGAGGGGAGGCAUCGCGACACCACACUUCAGUCGUGUCGCAAAAGUGGAUCCACAGCGACACACAAACACACAUGGUGGAUGUAGGAAAAAAUGCUGUUUUAUGCUUCUGCGUUGAAUCGACAGCGUUCCCCCGCAGACCCCUCUGCGUCACUGCGAACCCCUCUCCGAGCCCUAAAGGCUGUUUUAGGCUACAGGAUGACCUAAAUUGAGGACAGCAAUUAACUAACAAUGUAAAGAUCA
This is a messenger RNA of Perca fluviatilis (European perch), 3316 nucleotides long. Its product is annotated as trace amine-associated receptor 13c-like. Gene Ontology annotation, biological process: G protein-coupled receptor signaling pathway. Gene Ontology annotation, cellular component: membrane. The record is from RefSeq and is a predicted model, not a curated record. The transcript is spliced from 4 exons. The coding region runs from base 384 to 1559 and encodes 391 amino acids. NCBI's taxonomy places the organism in Eukaryota, Metazoa, Chordata, Actinopteri, Perciformes, Percidae. Gene Ontology annotation, molecular function: G protein-coupled receptor activity.